Tarenaya hassleriana is the source of this 460-nucleotide messenger RNA. RefSeq names its product transcription factor PAR1-like. Gene Ontology annotation, biological process: regulation of DNA-templated transcription. The transcript has a single exon. The coding region runs from base 33 to 320 and encodes 95 amino acids. Lineage: Eukaryota; Viridiplantae; Streptophyta; Magnoliopsida; Brassicales; Cleomaceae. The record is from RefSeq and is a predicted model, not a curated record.
GAGGAAGAGCCCUUUCCACUUCCAGGCACAGAAUGGAGGAAGCUCUCAAGAAACGAUCUCCCCCGCCGCCGCAGACAGAGGCGGCGUUCGAGCGGAGGACACGGCGGAGGUCGUCGCCGGUGGAGGAGGAGGAGGUGGAGGAGAAGAUAGCGCUGCUGAAGAAGAUGGUGCCGGGAGCGGCGGCGCUUGGGAUCGACGCGCUCUUCGACGAGACAGCUUCUUACAUCUUGUCUCUUCAGUCUCAGAUCAAAGCCAUGAGAGUUAUCUCUGCCUUUCUCGACCGCUUGGAGAUGGACAACUUCACCAAGUUCGGAGGUUGAUCUUCUUUCUACUUAAUAAUUCCUUACUAUUAUUACUUUUUUUUUUGUUUUUUAACAUUUUCUCUCAUGAAGUCCAUAAUUUAGUGUAUUUUUUUUUUCCAAUUUAUAAUGUCGGGGAAAAGAUCUCCACAUUUUUUUUC